AUGUGGAGCCUCAGUUGGCCGUUUCCCCAGGGCGUCAGCAGCUACUCAAAUUCCCCCUUAAGCGGUGCCUGGGAGGAGCGACCUCUGCUCCCCCACACACACCCGCCUCCCAGGAGCGGCUUCCCCCGCACCAAUAGCUCCCUUCCCUCGGGCCUCACCCCUUCCCGUCCCCUCCCACCUCCACCUCCGCCCCUCUUUCCAGGCCUGGCCAUUCCAGGUGCACCUUCCCGGGGGAACCCGGAGGAAAGGAAGGAGAAAGGGAGGCGACGAGGGAGCCGGCUCUCGGGCAUCCUCCCAGACGCGUCUGAGCCGCCUGAAAGUGCGAAGCAGAGGCUGCCCCUGCCCGCCCCUCCCGCACAACGCUGCAGCCGCGGGAGAGCCCGUCCCUUCCACGUGCCAGCAGACCCGCCCCCGCCCGGCCCCCGCACCCUCUCGGGGCUGGGUCAAUCCCCGGCCUCCGCGGCGAAGGGGUGCGAGAUCGUGUUGCAGGCGCCCCCUACCGCCUCGCAGGACACCAGGAGGCGGCCCCAAUGCAGACCCCGGCCGGGCUGGGACGCCCCUGCAGAUGGGCCGGGGCGGAGCAGCAAAGCAGGGCACCGCCCUCGGCCCGCCCGCCGAGGUGGGAACGCUAGCGGGAGGCUGAGCCAGCGGCGCGCGCCCGGGGACCCGUCGCACUCUGCACUCGGCCGCCUGGGCUGA
Messenger RNA from Mus pahari (shrew mouse), 699 nucleotides. Its product is annotated as basic proline-rich protein-like. NCBI's taxonomy places the organism in Eukaryota, Metazoa, Chordata, Mammalia, Rodentia, Muridae. Bases 1 to 699 code for a protein of 232 amino acids. The transcript has 2 exons. The record is from RefSeq and is a predicted model, not a curated record.